Messenger RNA from Coprinopsis cinerea okayama7#130, 519 nucleotides. RefSeq lists its product as hypothetical. Lineage: Eukaryota; Fungi; Basidiomycota; Agaricomycetes; Agaricales; Psathyrellaceae. The record is from RefSeq and is a predicted model, not a curated record. The coding region runs from base 1 to 519 and encodes 172 amino acids. The transcript has a single exon.
AUGGCAAGAAUUGAGAGGGACCCGACAAACGACGUAUGUCCGGAUUUUGAGCAAGAGGAGUUCGAAGAAAUCAGGGAAGCGCUGAAGAGAGUUGGAGGAGAGGGCGGAGGGGAGUUGACUGAAGAGCAAGUCAUAGAGAAGCUCAGACAGGCAUGGCAAAGCAGGCACGACAGGGCGGUGCAGCAGUGGCAAGAACAAGUCCAGGCAGACGAGGAGGAGGAAAGAAGGCGGGAGGCAGAGGAAGAAGAGGAGAGGAGACUGGAAGAAGAGCGGAGAAGACGAGAGGAAGAGGAGGAGGAGGAGGAAAGGAGAAAUGUAGAGGCGGGGGGUAGGAAGACGACGAAGAAACCGAUCAUAUUCGACGCCAACAGAGGGAUUGGGGACACCAUCACCAAUCGUCCAGCGUCCUACGCCCUGAACAAGCUCAAGAACAGAGCCUACGUUCAACUCGACUACUUCACCAAACGAGGGUGCACACUAGUGAAGGACAUGGGUCACCCAUGGCUCACUCAGGUCUGA